AUGUCCAACUCCAGCGAGUCGUCCCCGCUGUCCAGCAGCCCGGUGCCAUCGAGUUUUGACACGGAACCGGAAUUCUUUGAAGAAUCACGAUCCCAGAAACUAUGGCGCAAGCUCCGACAAGAGCCGCUGAUCCCGCUCGGCUGCGCCGCAACCUGCUACGCGCUGUACAUGGCCACGAAAUCGAUGCGGGCGGGCGACCACCACCAGACGAACCGGAUGUUCCGGGCGCGAAUCUACGCGCAGGGCUUCACCCUGCUGGCUCUGGUGGCCGGCAGCAUUUUCUACAAGGAUGAGCGGAUCAAGCGGAAGGUGUUUGAGAGCGCGCUGGAGGAGAAGAAGAAUGCCGAGAAACGCGACCGCUGGCUGCGGGAGCUGGAGGCCCGUGACCGCGAGGAUCAGGAGUGGAGGGCAGGCAUUGAAAACUCGACCAAGCUCGUCGAUCAGGGGGUCAGGGACACGGUGGACAAGGCAAAGGAUACGGUGACCAAGUUGGAAAAGACUGGUAAAGAGGCCUUCCAGCCCGACGCUGUUGAUCAGUCGUCCGCAAAGGACAAGCAGAGUUGGCAGUUCUGGAAUAAGAGUGUCAAAGAAGAAGUCGUUACCCACGGCUGGGGUCCGGGUAUGUGGGCGAGAAGAACAAGCGACGCUUGGAGAAGGUUUUGA
Messenger RNA from Capronia coronata CBS 617.96, 663 nucleotides. RefSeq lists its product as uncharacterized. Gene Ontology annotation, cellular component: mitochondrion. The record is from RefSeq and is a predicted model, not a curated record. Bases 1 to 663 code for a protein of 220 amino acids. Gene Ontology annotation, biological process: mitochondrial respirasome assembly. Lineage: Eukaryota; Fungi; Ascomycota; Eurotiomycetes; Chaetothyriales; Herpotrichiellaceae. The transcript has a single exon.